UGUGUGGACAUGAGUCAGACAGGUAGAUCAAUAUGAUAAGAUGGGCGCGCGCACUCUUGGACAAACGAGCGAAGUAUCGUAAUGGGUUCAGCAGGUGGAGCCCUGAGACCGGACUGGUUCCGUUUACUGUUCCUGAAAUGAGAUGAACGUGAGGUUGACACAGCCGCUCAACAACAACUCCGCUUCAAGUUAGCUUCAACAAUGCGAUAGUUAGACAGAUGAAGUCAACAACUCUCACUUACUUUUUAGUCUUGUCUUCAAUUAUAGAUUCGCAUCGCUGAGGCGUGUGUGAGUGUAUGUGUGAGAGAGAAGUUAUCCAUCUUUUUGGAGUUGUAAAGACAUUUCAUUAGCCUGUAUCAACAACUUUUUUGGUCAAGAGUGCUGUUGGACCAUUCAAGAGGAACACAUGUAUCGCAAAAUUGGUGCACAUGUUGCUCACUUGUUGCAUUUUAUUCGCUAAUUAAUAUCAGUGUGGAAUACGUCAUUCGUCAAGAUGGUAGAAAACUGAUCGCAAAUGUGUCAAAUAGCCUAGAGUGGAUGUGCAAGUUCCUUGCGAGGCUUCGUCACCACUCCGGCCGGAGUGGCCCAUGGACCUGCGUACCCAGAGGUUGGUGCGUCCCGAGCCUGACUCGGUUAUGCUGGCACCCCACCACUCCCUCUUCCUGGGAGCCUUCUCAGCCCAGCACUGUUCCCAGGACUCCCAGAAGCACCUGCCACAGCACAUCCACUACGCGUAUGACAUGGAGCAGAGUCGCCAGGAGAAAGAGCAGGACAAGAGACAGGAAAUAAAGCAGCUGAUGUAUAAGGAUAAGAGUGAGCAAAGUGCUGUGGCCAGUCCCCUGGUGAAACAGAAACUCAGAAGCCAAAUCCUGAAGAGGAAGGAGCAGGCCACCCUGGAGAAGACCGCUUCCAACCCCACCAGAAACGCACCCAGGGGUUACAGGGAACUGGCCCCAGAUCCUGACAUGCCCCCAAAGCCUCACGUGGUGACCCCUGUUGUCCAUCAUCCACCAUCUGACCAACGCAAGGACACGCCCCUCAGAAGAACAGCUUCUGAUCCCCUCCUGAAGGUGAGAAGUAAACAGAAGCACAUCAACUCCAGACAGAACCCUCUCCAACGCAAGACCAACGCCCGGCCCACAGUCAAGCCCAGAAUGCCGGAUACUCUGGACUCCUCCCCCAGCAGCAGUACAAGUAGCACUCCAGUGUCUGGGUGCAGCUCGCCCAAUGACAGCCUUCUCUCGGACAGCCCACUUACUACCGGACUAACCCACGUGGCUCAGAGGUUGCUACUCCAGGAUGGUACGCUGGCCCACUUCAUGGUGCCCUGCUCCACCGCCCUGCCAAGCAUCAGCACCGGGCUUCCCGGCCAUGGUGACAGGGAAACGGGUAGUCAUCAGAGGGUGGCCAGGGUACUGCCCCAGGUCUACCUGCCCAUGGAGAGACACAGUGCUGCCCACCAUCACCUCCAGCCCAUGUUCAUCCUGGAGCCCUCAGGACUGCUGCAUACACAGCUAGUCACUGUGCGAGGUCUGAACCCAGGCCUUAUCCAGUACCCCUCCUCCAGACUGGAAGGCCUGGCCACGUUGGGCCCCCACAGGCCCCUGGGUCGGACCCGGUCUGAGCCCCCACUGCCCUCUCAUCAGCAGCACCAGCUACUGCAGCAGAACCACAAUCUGCUGCUGGAGAGACUCAAACAGAACACACACCUGGACCAGCCUCGUCUCACACAGAUCCCCUCGGAGGACACGGACCCAGAGGAGACCAGGUCAGGGGAGUGGGAUGGAUACCAGAGAAGUAGAAAGAGUGGAACCAGCAGCUCUGAGUCAAUGUGGGACACAGAGUCCUCACGAGACAGCCAUGGGGAACAUAUCAGGAAAUACACACCUCUGAUGAAUCAGUCAUUCCAUUGGGAGCAGUCCAGGGACCUUCAGGUCCUGACAGAAAGGCGCAGACAGGUGACCUACCUGGACCCCCUGGGUGUGCCUGUGGUUCUUGGCCCUUCCCACCGCCCCCUUGGCCGCGCAAAGUCCUCCCCUGCCUCCACCUCUCUUCCCCCUCCUCCACAGCCCACAGACACCCCGCUGUCUCUGGCCAGCACUGGUCCGGAGACCCCCACCAAGCUACGAUUCACCACUGGUCUGGUGUAUGACUCUCAGAUGCUAAAGCACCAGUGCACCUGUGGCGACAACAGCCGACACCCAGAGCAUGCUGGGAGAAUCCAGAGCAUCUGGUCCAGAUUGCAAGAAAGAGGCCUCAGGAACCAGUGUGAGUGUAUCCGUAGCAGGAAGGCCUCUCUGGAGGAGCUUCAGUCUGUCCACUCCGAGAAGCACAUCCUGCUGUAUGGCACCAACCCACUCAAAUUGGACAACCGGAUCUUAUCUCAAAGGAUGUUUGUGAUGCUACGAUGUGGAGGAGUUGGGGUGGACAAUGAUACGAUCUGGAACGAGAUGCACACAUCAACGGCGUCUCGCUUGGCAGCAGGCAGUGUGACGGAGCUGGCACUCAGGGUGGCACAGGGAGAGCUGAAGAAUGGCUUUGCAGUGGUGAGGCCCCCUGGACAUCAUGCAGCCCACUCUACCCCCUUGGGUUUCUGCUUCUUCAACUCCGUGGCCAUCGCAGCCAAGCAGCUCCAGCACAAACUCAGCGUCAGCAAGAUCCUCAUUGUGGACUGGGAUGUUCACCAUGGGAACGGUACCCAGUCGGUCUUCUACAACGACCCCAGCGUGCUGUACAUCUCCUUGCAUCGCUAUGACAACGGCAAAUUCUUCCCCGGUAGCGGGGACCCAGCUGAGGUGGGAGUAGGAGCAGGUGAGGGGUUCAAUGUCAACGUGGCGUGGACGGGAGGCUUGGACCCCCCCAUGGGCGAUGCAGAAUACCUAGCAGCAUUCAGGACUGUGGUGAUGCCGAUUGCCUAUGAGUUCUGUCCUGACGUGGUGCUGGUCUCAUCUGGUUUCGAUGCCGUCGAGGGACAUCUGGCGCCACUGGGGGGCUACAAAGUGUCAGCCAAGUGUUUUGGUAUUCUGACACGUCAGCUGAUGGGGCUGGCGGGGGGACGGGUUGUCAUGGCGCUGGAGGGGGGUCACGAGCUCACGGCCAUCUGCAAUGCCUCUGAGGCCUGUGUCAGGGCCCUGCUGGGCAUCCAGGUGGAACCCCUGUCUGAAGCAGUCCUGGAGAGGAGACCCUGUCCCAACGCUGUCUUCUCUCUGCAGAGAGUCAUCCAGGCCCAGGGUGAGUACUGGCGGUCGUUGAGGGAGGUGGCCCACACAGUGGAUCAGUCCUACAUGCAGGCCCAAGGACACAGUCGGAAACGUGGCUCAGAGGACCACAAUGACACCGUCUCUGCCCUGGCCUCUCUCUCCAUGGCCAGCCUCACCACAAACAGGACACACCCAGAUGAAUUUAUGGAGGGGGACAGUGACUCCAUGUAGACAACUGCACUUUCCGACAAACCUAUCACACACACACACACACACACACACACACACACACACACACACACACACACACACACACACACACACACACACACACACACACACACACACACACACACACACACACACACACACACACACACACACACACACACAGUGAUCCACUAGGCCCUGCUUCACUUGACCAGAAUCCACCGUCUCUAGUUGACACUGUACAGACCUUAUCCUGACCACUAUAGGCAAACUGAGUAGCUUCCGCCUCACACACUCUUACACCUCAUCAGAACACAGUUCUACUAGCCUUACUAUGACUACUCGCCUGCCUCGACCGCAACUCAACUGCACACUGAUAACACGUCCCGUUAACAGGGUACAGGAGGACCAAGAGAGAGGAGAAUGAACACGGUCUUCAUGACAACAUGCCUCUGCAUGCCUCCCUGGUGUGUAACAUUGUGAACUGUGAGGACACAGAAGGAGCAGACCUGAGCAUAAACUGGAGGGGUUAAGAUAUACCGUUAUAAACACCAUCGGGGGGGAGGGGUUAAGAUAUACCGUUAUAAACACCAUCGGGGGGGAGGGGUUAAGACUUGACUUGUAGCAUGAAGUGACUUGACAAAGACCAGCUACAUGACUGGCUGUAAGCAGAGUCUCUCUGGGGAAGUGAGCUACUUUUUUAGCCUUCGGUCACAGGUUACCGCGGCGCAUCGCCAGGCCGACACAACCGAAUCACAGAGAAGUAGGAAGUAGUCCUACUAUGAAGGAGAACAGACAUUGCACCCUGACCGGGGGGACACGUGCGGAGUGUCUCUUAUUGAUCAUGUCAUUUGAAUUUAUGUGCCGCCAACAAAAAGAAGAAAAAGAAAGAAGACUGGGAAUUUUGUUCUGAUUUUUUUGCACUGUGUAUUUUGUAAUGUGAACCAAAGAGAGAAUGACAAAAUGGACCAUGUUGAAGCUCUCCUGGGAUUGACAAUAAAACAUGUAAAUGAUCAUACUCAUGUUUUUAAGCUGAUUUAAAUAUUGUAAGUUUGAUUUAUUGAGUAUUGUAUAUCAAAUGUCAAUACAUAAUGGUCAUGUUUUUUAAGUAGCAAAUAGAGAAGGCCUAGAACCCUAUGAUUCAGAGAUUUUGUAGUUGUUUUUCUUCCAAUGUAAAAGUGGGGUGUAUGACUCCCUCUCAGACAGCACUUAAGGAAAAGAUGAAGCCCCAAAAAAGUAUUAUUUAUAUCUCAAGUCGAUGGCAUCCUCAUUCUUUGUCAUUCUAAUGAUAACAUUUCUUAGGAAAUGAAUCCUAUGACUCACUGAGACAAUUCAGGAAACCACUUGUUAGUGAGAGAGGAGUCAGAUUAAACAGAGUCAGAUUAAACGUUCCAAAGGUGUUUCAGGCAAGGACAUUUUAUUUAUAUGAUUAUGGAGCUUUUAUUUGUUUGCUUUUGAGGAAACUAAUAGGCUCUUCUUUUGGUGCAUCAUUGACUAGUAUUAGUUUGUACAUUACUACUCUACGCUCGGCCACACACAAAGUGUUUAUGCAUGUGUUUGUAAAUCACUGCAUUUACAUGUUGUCAGCAGGGUAUUUCAAUGUAAUGAAGGUAAAGUACAACUAAUGGUGCUGGGUUCAAGGCAGAUUAAUAAAACAGUUGAACUGACUUCAUAGUCUUAAACUAUGACUGGCACUUAAAAAGAAAAGACCAGUUUUUUAACAUGUGGAUUUAUUGACAUGCCUGUUGUAUUUGUAUAUUUGAUAGGCUGUAUUUUUUUAUGCUUAGUUUUCUACUAUGAAAGACAAGUGAACUAGGAUUUGUUCACAUCAGAUUGUCUACCACUCGAGUUACAAAUAAAGUCAGGUAUUUUUGUUCCUGGACCAUACUGCAGUUAGCAUAUAAUAUUUGAAGUUAGCACUUAGUUGUUGGAGUCACCUUGUUAAGCUAGCUGACUAUAGUAUGUAGAACAAUUCAACACAGGUUGAGAGGAGACAAAGUUAAAAGCCUUCUGUGAACAGCAUCCCAUCCGUAAAGUGCUAUGGCCUCUGAACAUAACUUCAAAGACUUUUGUGAAUUCCUGAUUGUAUUUCUAUUUAAACAGAGGUUUUUGUUCUUAAUAUCAAAAAAGAUAGAUAAAAAAACUGCUUACAUUUCUUGUUAGCACUUUCCAUUAAAUAAUGAGUUAUUUGUUACCCAUUUAAUGUUAUUGCAAUGCCUUGCUUAUGUAUCGUGUUAAAAAUAUAUAUAUAUCUGACAGUGCUACAGAUUAAUUUGUACUUUAAUGUUGUAUUGUUCCAGUACUUUUUGGUGCUUUAUAAUAUACAUUAUAGAACCAAUACUUUACAUGACAAGACCCUGCAAGAGGUGUAUGGUAUUUGACAUUGACAUGGUGAAAAGGUGAUUAUUGAUAAUGACACAAUACAUUUGACUAUGAUUAUGUGGAAGAAAAUGGCCACCAUGUAUUAUUAAUUUUCUUUCAGAAGGGUCCUGUGUUAUAUUUUAUUCUGGUUUAGGUUUAUUUCUGCUUUAAUGAAGUACUUUUGAGAACAUUUAUGUUCUGUAUAUGUAAAUACAUUUUGUUGAGAAUCGACAAGCCCUUUAAUUUUCUUAAUAUGAUUAUUGCUCUGUUGUAGAAUAGAUAGUUACCUGUAGAUGUCUACUGAGACCAAAAUACAGAUAUCCUCCUAUGUGCCUUGAAAUAUAGUGACAAACCUUUUCUCACUUUGUCUUUACUGUUUUUUUAUUUGUACAUGUAAAUGUACAGUGAGAACUUGGUAUUUUUGUUUUUUCUUCUUUUUUAACUGUUUUCCCCAAUAAAAGAGAAAUAAAGUUUUCUCAACAUA
Salmo salar (Atlantic salmon) is the source of this 6255-nucleotide messenger RNA. RefSeq names its product histone deacetylase 7. Gene Ontology annotation, biological process: negative regulation of transcription by RNA polymerase II. Lineage: Eukaryota; Metazoa; Chordata; Actinopteri; Salmoniformes; Salmonidae. The record is from RefSeq and is a predicted model, not a curated record. Gene Ontology annotation, molecular function: histone deacetylase activity.